This is a messenger RNA of Didymodactylos carnosus, 1179 nucleotides long. Lineage: Eukaryota; Metazoa; Rotifera; Eurotatoria; Philodinida; Philodinidae. The record is from the annotation of a GenBank genome assembly.
AUGUCGAAGCACACAGUCAAUACAGACCAACAGCGACAUAUUCAGUAUAACACAGAUGUUCAACCAGAACAAUGGCAAUAUUUUAUCGGCGAUGUAUUUGACACAGGCGAUUUGAAAAAUGACAAAUAUCCGUUAGUCGACGAUGAGCCCAAGUACGAUCCUUCAAUCCAUCUGAAUAUUGUUGAACCAGAAUUCGUAGUCUUGUUAAACAACAAUUUUCAACGUGUCAAGCAUGCUCCAGCAAUUGAUUUUGAGCAGGGAGUUUACAAGAGUCAAGUAGCAUAUACUGCACCGUUUCGUAUUCUCAGUGACGAAGGCUAUAAGGUGUUGAAAUCGAUAAUCAAACGAGAAUUCAUCAACUGUGAAGGCGAUCAAAGACAGCCGAAUCGGAUUCGUCACAUUGGAUAUCGAUCGAAAUGGAUAAGAGACUUCAAUCGUUGUCCAAUUGUCCUUGAGUUUCUGACAAAAUUGUGCGGAAGCAAUGAACCCCUGAUGGCAACGACGUUGAAAUCAAGUUAUAGUCACACAAAUAUUGGUCUUGUUGAUCCAACGAAAAACAUUGAUCAGUGGCAUGUAGACAGUGUCCCGUAUGUAAUCAUAAUUCUCGCGUGCGAUAUGACAAAUACGAUUGGUGGCGAACUGCAGUUGAUCGAACGAGAAAAGCAAGAGGCACUGAAACUGAUCGCUGAAUAUAAUGGCGAGAUCCCUGAUGAAUACGUGCAAAAUAUUGAUUUUGGUGGAGCCGGUUCGGUGAUAUUCAUGCAAGGCUGUGAAAUUGCUCAUCGCGUAAAACCAGUUUUAGCCGGCACUGAACCUCGGCUUACCGUCGUUAAUUCGUACAUGUCACGAAACCCAUUUGUCACGGAGAAAACUCGUUACAACACAUUUGUGUACGAACCCACUUGUGAUUACGAAUUUACACUGCAUAAAGCGUGGCGUGCACGAGAACAGUUGAAAGCAUUGAUGAUGUACGAUAAAGACUGGCCUUCGAAAGAGAACUUGAUCAAGCGAUUGAAUCUGGUUAUCAAUGAGCUGGUAGACUGCCGAGAUCUCCUGAAUGGUACAGCAACAGAUGCAAUCGGCUUUUAUGACGCAAAGAAAAAAGGAAUGAGUGCGUACGAUGAUACCAAUUUCAAAGUAGAAAAAAAGGUAGUAAAUAUACAAGAAACAGGCAUGUAA